UCUUUCUUUUGGUUUUCUCAAUCGGAUCUGAAUCCGGACCCGAAAACGAUGUCCGACGACGCUCCGUCGGAUCCGCACUGGUGCUACCACUGCAACAAACGCGUCGUCGUCGAAACUCUACACGGCGAAUCCGUCGUCGUCUGCUCCGAAUGUAACAAAGGCUUCGUCGAAUCGAUCCAGCCGAUCCCACGUUCGCCGCCGCUCUCCCCAGAUCUGAGGGUAGAAGACUCCAGCAUCGGCUCGCAUUUCCUCCAGAUGCUCCGUCUCUUGACCCACGCGCCGUCUCCGCCGCGUCUCGACGUGUUGUCGUACGAGGACGAGUUCUUCGGGUUGGAGCUUAAUAGCCGAAACGAAAUCGACGAUGAGGAGGAGGAGGAUGAGGAGGAUGAAGAAGAAGAAGAAGAGGAGGAUCGAGGAGAGGAGCUGUUUCCUAUCACGACGCGAUCGAUAACCGGACGUAACCGGAUUCUCGAUUGGGCCGAGAUUCUAAUGGGAAUCGAAGACAAUUCAGGAAACGCGGCUGAUUACGUGGACGACGGAGCUGGUUACGAGGCGCUUCUCCAGAAUUUAGCGGAAGGAGACGGCGGCGGUGGUGGUGGUGGUGGUGGAAGGAGAGGAGCGCCGCCGGCUGCUAAAUCGGCGAUCGAGGCGUUAGAGACUUUCGAGGUUUGUGGUUCUGAUGAUAAGAUGGUUUGUGCUGUGUGUAAAGAUGGGAUGGUGGUUGGUGAAACCGUUAAGAAGUUACCGUGUGGACAUUGUUACCACGGUAAUUGUAUUUUACCGUGGCUAGGGACGAGGAACUCUUGUCCUGUUUGUAGGUUCCAGCUGAUGACUGAUGAUGCUGAGUAUGAGGAAGAGAGGAAGAAAAGAAGUACUAUCAACAACACCAACACCGCCUUGACUGAUUCAUCUGCUGCUUCUUCUUCGACUUAAAGGUCUCUCUCUAUAUAUGUAUAUGUGUGUACCACCCUUUGUUGCUUACUCUUUAGAUCUAAAAACACUUUGAUUGGUUUCAGCAUUGUUUUUUUCUUGCAAAAUAUCAACAAAGAACACAAGAAUCCUGCUGGAAAAGACAGUUUAUAGAUUGUGUAUUUGUGUUGUAGCUUCUCGAUUCUUGAUAGGUCGGAUGUGUCUGGUGAUGAAGCCAAUGGAUAUAGAACUUGUGCAACUUCAUAUC
Molecule: messenger RNA, 1177 nt
Organism: Raphanus sativus (radish)
Lineage: Eukaryota; Viridiplantae; Streptophyta; Magnoliopsida; Brassicales; Brassicaceae
Product: E3 ubiquitin-protein ligase CIP8
Exons: 1
Coding region: 49-933 (294 amino acids)
Biological process (GO): protein ubiquitination
Cellular component (GO): cytoplasm
Molecular function (GO): ubiquitin protein ligase activity
Source: RefSeq, a predicted model, not a curated record